CGCUCUGCGUAAGCGCGUGCCUUAGACCGGGCGCUGCAAGGGGCGCGGGACUGCGUGCGCGUACCCGCGAAGCAACGAGAAGAUGGCGGGCGCCGCCGGAUCUGCCGUGAAGGUUCCGCGGAAUUUCCGACUGCUUGAAGAGCUCGAGGAGGGUCAGAAGGGUGUUGGGGACGGCACAGUGAGCUGGGGACUGGAGGAUGAUGAAGACAUGACCCUCACCCACUGGAGAGGCAUGAUCAUUGGACCUCCCAGGACAAUCUAUGAGAACAGGAUUUACAGCCUUAAGGUGGAGUGUGGGCCCAAAUACCCUGAGAUGCCUCCCUGUGUCAGAUUUGUUACGAAGAUCAAUUUGAAUGGCGUGCACAACUCAAAUGGGGUGGUGGACACACGAGCAGUGUCGGCCCUGGCCAAGUGGCAGAACUCCUUCAGCAUCAGGGUGGUUCUGCACGAGUUACGACGGCUCAUGAUGUGCAAGGAAAACAUGAAACUCCCCCAGCCCCCUGAAGGACAGAGCUACAGCAACUGAUCCCUGACUCCUCUACCUUCCCUUUACCGUUCUGUUCAUCCUUCUUUCCACCCGCCCACUGGUGAAUAGCAGCCCUUUCCCAGCCUUCUGUGAGGCUCCGACUGCCCUUCCUCCCUGAAGACACCCCACUGGACAGAGAGAGAGAGAGGGAUCUGAGGCUGUGCAGUAUAGACCACACCGUUAAAAUACUGUACAUGCUACUAAUCUUUUUUUUUUUUUUUUUUUUUUUUUUUUUAAUUAUUAUUUGUUAUGAAUACAAGUUGUAGAAUAACAUAAAUAUUCUUGUUAUUGAGUGUAAACAGUGUGUGAACUCGAUUUUUAUUGUCCUCGGAAUGGGGGGUGGGAUGGGGCACAUUCAGGUGUUUCAACAACUUUAGCUUUUUGCUGAAUCAGUUUUUCACGACGAAACAGCAGAGUUAUGCAGAAUCUGUGUUUGGGAUGAUGUAAACUAGUUGUGUGACUACAAACUGGAUAUUGUUUCGCACUCCAGGAGAGAGGCAUUGUGACUCAAUCUGAAGCAUUGUGUUUGGUAAUGAGAGAUCUUGCAAGUGCUUCAUUUAGUGGCUUUUCUUGCUGAAACACCAACUGCAAUGUUAUUUAAAUAACAGGAGGUUUUGAUGUGUGUGAACAAACCAUUUAAAGAGUAUUAGCUGAGGAUUUCAACCCAGUCCUCUCCGGAAUUACCUUUAGCAGCAGCAGCAUCAGCAGCCUCCCUUUCUUUGUUAAAGAUCUUUUGGUUCUUUGCUUGUAUUUUACAUUUGAAUUUGAACAUGCAGCUGUUUCAUAGACAGUGCUGUAGAAAUGUCCUGGCUUGAAAUCACUUUGUUCUGUAGCUCCAUUUCAGUCCAGUGGACUAGCUACGUUCAGAUCUACUUCACAUUUGGAAAAUCAAACAAAGAACAAAAAUCCUGAAUCCAUUUUUACAACCCAGUUUUCAGAUGUUAGUCAAGCAGCAUAUUGUUGCAGGUAACUGUCCAAUCACAAUAAGAUUACCUAUACUGUUAAAUUAUAUUAGAGCCUGGUAUUGAUUUGAAACAGCCAUCUGAAAUGUAUUUGAUUCAGGUGAAAAUUAUGUCACAAUAAAACGUCCAGCUGCAAUACCCUUUGAGUAUACAGUGCACUCAGAUCUCUCCACUAGAGGUGAUAGGAACUUGUAGUGUUUGCAAAUUUCUUACAAACUAAAAGCAUUUUUAGACAACUUUAAUAGCUCCAAGUUCAUCUACUAAAUCACUUCUCAACCUAAUCUUAAAAAAAAAAAAAAAAAAAAAAAAAAAACAUCCUAUAUUAAAGUUUUAGAACUAAGGGUUUAGUAUUUUCAGUGUUAAUACACAGGAGGCAGUAUAACAUGUUUAUGGGACAAAAAAACAAAAAGUACACACUUGAAAUGACAGCUUGACGUUAUGAACUUGUGUUCUGUCUGAUGAUCUCUUGUAUUUUUAUAGUCUUGAAACAUUACUUUCUUGUCACUCAUUAAAUCAUUUUUAUUUAA
This is a messenger RNA of Polyodon spathula (Mississippi paddlefish), 2015 nucleotides long. It is a transcript of the gene ube2v1, whose product is annotated as ubiquitin-conjugating enzyme E2 variant 1. The transcript is spliced from 4 exons. Gene Ontology annotation, biological process: protein K63-linked ubiquitination; DNA damage tolerance. Gene Ontology annotation, cellular component: nucleus. The record is from RefSeq and is a predicted model, not a curated record. The coding region runs from base 83 to 526 and encodes 147 amino acids. Lineage: Eukaryota; Metazoa; Chordata; Actinopteri; Acipenseriformes; Polyodontidae.